Molecule: messenger RNA, 813 nt
Organism: Clonostachys solani
Lineage: Eukaryota; Fungi; Ascomycota; Sordariomycetes; Hypocreales; Bionectriaceae
Source: the annotation of a GenBank genome assembly
AUGGCUUCUCUCGCUCCCGGUCGUUGCUGCUCCAUGGGAGCCCUGCACGAAGGAACUCCAAAUGGAAGCUCCAUCGUGAUUGACGAUCACCUCGAGGCCUAUCUGGCAGUGCCUCCAAAGAGCAUAGAUUCGCAGAAUAUAGGCCUUCUCUAUAUACCUGACAUUCUGGGCAUUUGGCAGAACUCGAAGCUCAUGGCAGAUCUCUUUGCUACGCAAGGCUAUACCUGUCUCGUUUUGGACAUCUUCAAUGGAGAUCCGGCGCCGUUGGAAAUGCCAGAGGACUUCGACAUCAUGGACUGGUUAUCCCAUGGGUCGAACGGAAACAACCCCCACACGCCGGAAGCCAUUGAUCCUAUCAUCUUGAAAGGAUUGGCUCACCUGAAGUAUCUUGGGUUAGCUCGUAUUUGUGCUGUGGGAUAUUGCCUGGGAGCCAAGGUAAGGGCGAUUCAGCAGCUUCCACCUCUGAAAAUUUCCUUCUCUACGCUAGCCAUGUCUAACAGUACACCAAUGGCAUCGAAUGUGGCUUCAUUGCUCAUCCAUCUUUUGUUGACUCCCGAUGAGCUAGCCGCCAUCUCUGGACCGCUUUCAAUUGCUGCAGCAGAGAAUGAUGACAUCUUCACGGCAGAAAAGCGCCAUGAAUCGGAGGGAAUUCUAGCCAAGACAAAUCACCGUUACCAGAUCAAUCUGUUCUCUGGGGUGGAACAUGGCUUUGCGGUGAGGGGAGAUCCUUCAGUGAAAGCAGAACGUUUUGCCAAGGACCAGGCAUUUUUGCAAGCAGCUGCCUGGUUUGGGGAUUACUUUGGUACUCUUUAA